AUGCUCAUCCUGCCAGCCGUCCUCGGUCUUCUCAGCGCCCUCGCAGCACGGCCCGCCAUGGCCAUCAACGGCGGCGAAACCGUUCCAUUUGGCACGUUCCCCUACGUCGUCAGCAUGCACCGGCAGCACGAACAAAUCUGGAACUUGGUGCCGGUGGGCAAGGGCAAGACUCGCGACAGAGACCGGUGCACCGGCGUGCUCAUCUCCAAGAAUCUUGUCCUUACCGCCGCCAUCUGCAUCGGAUCCCAGAGAAAAGGAGAGACAAUGGUCACGGUCAACGCCACCGUCCAGAGACGACCGAAAAAGUACGGCAACGUGGUGCAGCUGAAGGACUACUGGUAUCCCCACGAAUACCUCAAGCUGGACGGCGAGUACGACAUUGCCAUCUUCGAGGUCCAGGACACGCACAACGUGACUGAAUUUGCAAAACUGCCCUCGAGGGGCCAGGUUCCCCGAGAAGGAGAGCUGGCCAUGGUCCUCGGGGCGGGAAUGGUGCUGUGGUUUCCCAUCCCGGACGUUCCCCUCAAGAAUCUGACUGUGCCCGUCAUCAACCUGGAGAGCUGCAGAGCCCGCAUGGCAGACGUCCAGACUAUUGGCACCGACAAAUUCUGCACCAGGCAGUGCUUUGACUCGGACUACUACGGCAUAUGCGAGGGCGAUUGGGGCGGCCCGGUCAUGAUAAACGACACCGUCGUCGGCGUCGUAGCCCAGUCACCGACAUGUGUCAAGAGAUUCAGGGCGUGCUAUCCUGGCAUCAUUACAAUUGUCGCGGAGCAUCUUACAUUCAUCGAGGAAACCAUGUCCAUCUACCAGGACUCCUUCAUAAAUGACGGCAGACCCUGGACGAAGAGACCCUUUUCCAAGUCCGAAGGGGAUCUCCGUUGGUGA
This is a messenger RNA of Metarhizium acridum CQMa 102, 888 nucleotides long. RefSeq lists its product as uncharacterized. The record is from RefSeq and is a predicted model, not a curated record. Lineage: Eukaryota; Fungi; Ascomycota; Sordariomycetes; Hypocreales; Clavicipitaceae. Gene Ontology annotation, molecular function: serine-type endopeptidase activity. Gene Ontology annotation, biological process: proteolysis.